GGAGGAGACGUUUUGCACAGGAAGCAGAGGAGCGCACCGCACAGCACCGCACGGCAGGAGAAAUUAUAACAAAAGGGAAAAAGGAUAUUGUGAAGAAAGUGAUAACGUAACGUUUUAUUAUUAUUUAUUUAGAAAAACUGAAACAUUAGGCAAACAGCAGUGUUUUAAAUCUAUCUGGAUGAGAUGGUGUUUCGUUUCGCCUAAAACAACUCUAAUCCAGCAAUCAUAACCCCGAAUAAUAAUUUGAGUUGGUGUAAAGUCUCUGGAAAGGUAUACAAUGGCGAAAUCUAAGAACUUUGGAAUCGACGCGCUGUUGGCGCACCGGGUGGACCGAGACAGCUCCCCGGGACUGUGUUCUGAGGACAGCCCUGUCUCGUGCCGCCGGUCGGAGACCCCAUCCCCGCGGAGGACCUCCAACGGUAUCCACAUUCAGACCGGAAUUAUCCCCAAACCGGGUCUAAUGAAUUUCGCUCACCAGGGACUGACCCAGCUGUCUCAGGGGGCCAUCCAUGGAAUGUAUCCCACACACAUGUACCCCAUCGCGGCCCUGGGGGGCCAGCAUACAGCCUUCGCCUACCCCGGCUUCGCCCAGCCCUACCCGGAACACCUAAAGGCAGCAUUUAUGGCUGGGUUCCCGCUAGAACACUGGAUUAGAGCUGGAAUGAUGAUGCCAAGACUCGGGGACUAUGGCGGUAAGUAGCCUUCAGGGGUCCCAUUUGUAUUUGUUUGAAUAUAAUUGAAGUAUCUGUCUCUAUCACUGUUCAUAGUAGUUAUAAUAAUAUGCCAUUUAGCAGACGCUUUUAUCCAAAGCGACUUACAGUCAUGCGUGCAUACAUUUUUUGUGUAUGGGUGGUCCCGGGGAUCGAACCCACUACCUUGGCGUUACAAGCGCCGUGCUCUACCAGCUGAGCUACAGAGGACCACACUAACUAAAAGUUAGUGUGAAAAUAAAAUAGUUGUAAAUAAGUUAUUAAAACAGAAUGUUGUCUCUGUUGGUAGCUUCGGUAGCUUUUCAUUGAAUUAUUUGGCCCUUAUAAUAUCGUUGAACAAUGUGUCGAGUUUACUACAUUGUAGGAGGACUCUUGAAAUGGAAUAUUGUAAAAUAAAAAUAUUGCUUAGAUCUUGCGCUUUCUUUUCUGAAUUAUUUAAAAUAAUGGACUUGUAAAUUAGUCGUUUUAAAUGCAGAUAUUAUCAUGUUUUUAUUUAUUUUUUUACACAAAAAUAAGCAGUCAAACACAAAUUAAAUAAGUUAUCAUUGCAUCUUUCAGGUGAUCUUGAGUGCCAUUGGAACUGCAGCCUAGUUACUCCUGAACCAUAAUCAUGUCUCUUUGUCUGUAAUCAUUUACCUUAGUCAUAAAUAACAUUUUAAUUAAUAGGCGCCAAGUGUGAGAUUGAACAACAUACAAUAAAGAAACACCUGACUAAGUCCACUUCGUCAACAAAAGCCAUAUCACCCUGUCCUCGGGUCAACUGUAAACCAAAGUCAAAAUAAAACUGAUAUCAUCAGAAAGGACAGCUUUUAAAGGUGAACAUGUUUCUAUCUCAGCCCCAUCCCUUAUAGAAGAGCAUGAACGUGACAUGUCAAAAAAAACACAUGUACACAUAAAUGUGAUAUAAAUAAACCAUUGAUUAUUAUCAUUAUAAUUAUUUUAUAAAUAAUAACAAUUAUUAUUAUUAGUAGUAGUUGUUUUAACGUGUGAUAAUAACCUCUCUCAUGGUCUCCCCUCCAGCCUCUCCUCCGGCAGGGCUGAUGGGGAAGUGUCGUAGGCCCAGAACAGCCUUCACCAGCCAACAGCUACUACAGUUGGAGAACCAGUUCAAACUCAACAAAUACCUGUCCAGACCCAAACGCUUUGAGGUGGCCACGUCUCUCAUGCUCACAGAGACACAGGUGAGCGAGAUGAUCCCAUAGAGAUAGUCGGAUAAAUGUUGAUUUAAUGUCCUAAACUUUAGACUCACUAAAAUGAGCUGCAGGUUGUUUGACUGACAUGUUUAUCCUUGUGUAACUGUCGUGUUCAGUUCUGACCUUGUGUAACUGUCGUGUUCAGUUCUGACCGUGUGUUCUGGUUCCGUUCAGGUGAAGAUCUGGUUCCAGAACAGGCGUAUGAAGUGGAAGCGUAGCCGCAAGGCCAAGGAGCAGGCAGCCAAGGGCCAAGGGGACUCAGACUGCCCACGUGGGGGGAAGCAGGGCAGCAAUAGUGGGUCUGGAGACACCCGCAACUCUGGUACUCCGGACGAUGAAGAUCAGGAGGAUCUGGAAGCAGGGGAAGAUGUGUUAAGUGCUGGUACCUUAGGAGCUGGAGUAGUUUUAGCGUCUCACCCCACAGAUUUCCUGAGGCACACUGCUACAGAGCUCAGCUAUAGUUCUCAUGGUUCCUACUCAGACAAUGAACUAGAGGACAGUGGGCCUGGGCUGGAGAGAAGGGUUGGGGUGGGGUUAUGA
Coregonus sp. 'balchen' is the source of this 2443-nucleotide messenger RNA. NCBI's taxonomy places the organism in Eukaryota, Metazoa, Chordata, Actinopteri, Salmoniformes, Salmonidae. The record is from the annotation of a GenBank genome assembly.